GGCACUAUUACACAAUAUUUCUUAGCUCCACAACCACAAUGCAAAGUUUUAAAUUAUCUGCCUUUUUGGUAUUUUGUCUUUUUUAUAGCACCACAGGGGUGCAGAUAGUUUGGGAUAACUCUGUAGCUCCUAAUUUUAAUAUGUUUGAAGGAAAUAAUAUAGAAGAUUUUGUUGGAAGAAUGGGAGAGAUUCGAGUUUCUAAUCAGUUCUUUAUUUAUCCUGGUACCAAGUGGUGUGGAGCUGGGAAUAUAGCAGAAAACGAUAAUGACUUUGGUACUGAAAUAGAAGCAGACAAGUGCUGCUUUGCUCACGAUCACUGUACGGAUACUAUCGGAGGGUUCCAAACUAAAUACGGUUUAACAAAUCCCAACUUUUAUACGAGGCUUAACUGUGAAUGUGAUAAUCAAUUCUACGACUGCCUAAAGUCAAAUAAUAAUAUGGUUUCAGAGCAACUAGGACAUAUAUAUUUUACUGCCUUAGGAACUAAAUGCUUUAGCUACCAAUAUCCCAUAUCUGGUUGUUCGAAAUAUACAUUCUUCCCUACAACGAAAUGCGUUGCUUACGAAGUAGACGAGAUAAAAGAAAAAGAGUAUCAAUGGUUUGAUGUUCCCAAUUUUUAAUUCAUUAGAGUGUUUUGUAUAAAAUUAUUAAAUAAAAAUAUUUAACGUA
Molecule: messenger RNA, 669 nt
Organism: Diabrotica virgifera virgifera (western corn rootworm)
Lineage: Eukaryota; Metazoa; Arthropoda; Insecta; Coleoptera; Chrysomelidae
Product: phospholipase A2-like
Exons: 4
Coding region: 39-620 (193 amino acids)
Biological process (GO): phospholipid metabolic process; arachidonate secretion
Source: RefSeq, a predicted model, not a curated record